AUGGACUCCCAGUGGCAGCAGGGCUAUGCCGACUCGGCCGGCUCUGCGAGGAGAUACAAUGGCAGCGGUGCCCAGGUGCCCCGGGGAGACUACAAUGGGCAACCAGGCCCGCAAGGUCAGCAGCCGCCUGCCGGCUUCAAGUACGACCAGUACCAAAGCCCUGGCGGCAUGUCUUCUCACGCCGCCAGCGCUGCCACAUCGCCAAUGUCCACGCCCCAGAUGCGCGAUAACAACGGCGAUGUUCCCAUGCACGAUGCCCAGGACUCGUAUACAGGCAUGAAAUAUCCCAUGAGACCCCAUCACCAGUCUCACCUCUCCGGGAGCCGCUCGUCUACUCUCUACUCGCCCCAGGAGCCAUCCGCUGCUGCCCAACGAUACUCGCCGAUGGAAGCCCUGUCCCCCACUUCGCCCUACGCGCCAAAAUCCGCCCAAGGCCAGUUCGCUUCCCCCCCGGGCCAACGACAGUCUCCCACAAGGCAGUCCGAGUACAUGCCCCAGAGCCCUCACUACGGUGGUCGUCAGCAACCUCCCCAACUCCCUCCGAUCGCGCCGUACGGCGCGGCUCACGAUGGGUACCCUUCAGCCGUCGUUGCCAACAUCGAUGGCGCUUUUGCCGGCGAUCCCAAGUCGCCGCGCCGCCCGAUCCCGCAGCCCAUGCCCAGAGGGCCUGCCCCUGAAUUCAGGCAAUGUAGAGCUCCGACCGAUCUUCGACCCAAGGUCAACGCCCAGCCUCCCUUUAGGCGUGCGAACCCCGAAGGAGGCUUUAUCAGCCCCCUCCAAGCCCUGACGGUGCACCUCCCUGCCACCUACAGGAUAUGCAACCCGAACUUCAAAUACGAGUCGUCGCGUAAUCCUCGCCGGGUUCUGACCAAGCCGAGCAAGGGCGUCAAAAACGAUGGGUACGACAACGAAGACAGCGACUAUAUCCUAUACGUCAACGAUAUCCUGGGCUCAGAAGAGGCCGGCCAUAAGAAUCGGUAUCUUAUUCUCGAUGUUCUGGGCCAGGGCACCUUCGGACAAGUUGUCAAAUGUCAAAACCUCAAGACGCAGGAAGUGGUCGCCGUCAAGGUCAUCAAGAACCGCACUGCGUAUUUCAACCAGAGCAUGAUGGAGGUGUCGGUUCUGGACUUGCUCAACACCAAGCUCGAUAAGAACGAUGAUCACCACCUUUUGCGACUUAAAGACACCUUCAUCCAUCGCCAACACUUGUGCCUGGUUUUCGAGCUUCUUAGCGUCAACCUGUACGAGUUGAUUAAGCAGAACCAGUUCCGGGGUCUCAGCACGACCCUCGUCCGUGUUUUCGCUCAACAACUCCUCAACGGUCUGGCGCUGCUGAACAAGGCGCGGCUCAUCCACUGCGACUUGAAGCCCGAGAACAUCCUGCUCAAGAACCUCGAGAGCCCCAUAAUCAAGAUCAUCGAUUUCGGUUCCGCAUGCGACGAACGGCAAACGGUCUAUACCUAUAUUCAAUCCAGAUUCUACCGAUCUCCAGAGGUUCUGCUGGGCUUGCCGUACUCGUCGGCCAUCGACAUGUGGUCUCUCGGCUGCAUUGUCGUAGAGCUGUUCCUCGGUCUCCCGCUGUUCCCAGGCUCCUCCGAGUACAACCAGGUUUCACGAAUCGUUGACAUGCUGGGCAACCCGCCGAAUUGGAUGAUUGAGAUGGGCAAGCAAGCCGGCGAAUUCUUUGAGAAGAGGCAGGACGAGUUUGGUCGGCGGACGUACCAGUUGAAGAGCAUGGAGCAGUACGCUCGGGAACACUCGACCAAGGAGCAACCGAGCAAAAAGUAUUUCCAAGCCAACACACUGCCGGAGAUCAUCAAAUCCUACCCCAUGCCCCGGAAGAACAUGAAGCAGAGCGAGAUCGACAGAGAAAUGAACAACAGAAUCGCCUUCAUCGACUUUGUCAGAGGACUGUUGAACAUCAACCCCUUGGAGCGUUGGUCACCGCAGCAAGCCAAGUUGCACCCGUUCAUCACCCAGCAGAAGUUCACUGGGCCGUUUGUGCCACCCAUGAACCUAAAGUCCAGCUCUCUCAACAGGUCUCCAGCUCCUGGCACGCAACAGCAGCAGCAGGCCGAAGCAUUGAGCAAGCAAAGAGCGCAGGCAGCCCAAGCACAGGCGAACUCUGCCGCACAGGGAGCUUACGCCCAGAUGGCGGCUCAAUACCAACAACCUGCACACUCUCAGCAGCCGCCCAUCUACAACAACCAGCCAAUGUACUCGCCGAGCAGCAGUCACGCCGCCCAACCCCCACCAUACGGGGCUCAGCAAGGUGCCUAUGGCCUCAUGACGCAACAGCCCGCGCAAAUGCCUCCUGGACCUUAUGGCGGCAGUGCGGCCCAACAACAACAACAGCAACAACAACAACCUGGCCUAUAUCCCCAGCAAGGAAUGCGACCGGCCCGCCAACGUGCUUCGACCAUGGAGCAACAGCAAAGUGGUAUCCCCGCUGCCAUCCAGCGCGUUGCUAGUCACCUUGACCCGAGCCAGCCGAUUCGCCUGCAGCCUAGCCCAGCCUACUAUCCCCCUCCAACGGACGGCGGUAUGGCUGGUAUGGAAAAUGCGGCUCAGCGAGCAGGCAGACGCGGAAGUCGCGUACAGCAAGGAGGAAGAGGCAACCGAGAUUUUAUCCGCAACCUCGAGGAGAGAACGCUGGAGGAGGGCUUUAUGGGAAACCAGAAUCCUUGGCAUUGA
Molecule: messenger RNA, 2694 nt
Organism: Colletotrichum higginsianum IMI 349063
Lineage: Eukaryota; Fungi; Ascomycota; Sordariomycetes; Glomerellales; Glomerellaceae
Product: Protein kinase yak1
Exons: 5
Coding region: 1-2694 (897 amino acids)
Biological process (GO): peptidyl-serine phosphorylation; peptidyl-threonine phosphorylation
Cellular component (GO): cytoplasm; nucleus
Molecular function (GO): protein tyrosine kinase activity; ATP binding; protein serine/threonine kinase activity
Source: RefSeq, a predicted model, not a curated record